Messenger RNA from Pygoscelis adeliae (Adelie penguin), 2752 nucleotides. RefSeq names its product selectin P (granule membrane protein 140kDa, antigen CD62) (gene SELP). Gene Ontology annotation, molecular function: oligosaccharide binding; calcium ion binding; sialic acid binding. The transcript is spliced from 17 exons. Gene Ontology annotation, biological process: heterophilic cell-cell adhesion; response to cytokine; leukocyte tethering or rolling. NCBI's taxonomy places the organism in Eukaryota, Metazoa, Chordata, Aves, Sphenisciformes, Spheniscidae. Gene Ontology annotation, cellular component: membrane; external side of plasma membrane. The record is from RefSeq and is a predicted model, not a curated record. The coding region runs from base 1 to 2625 and encodes 874 amino acids.
AUGAAGAUUCACAACCAGAGCAAAAAGCCUGUGAGCAAGGAGAGGAUCCGGCACAGGAGCCGGGAGGCUGACCACCUGGCAGCGGUGUGGGUGCACGGUGGGGUGCGUGAGCUCCUGUGGGACGUGCAUGCUCACACCUCCCUCCCUGGCAUGCAGGGCACUGCGGCAGGACUGCGGUCUGCUGGGAGGACAUGGGCUCUGGGCUCUCGUGGCAUCUGCUACCUGGGCAUCGCUGCCAUCGCAUGGGGCGCAGUAACGUGGGUGGAGGUGGGUGCCUGGACGUACCACUACAGUGACCAAGGGGACUACACGUGGGAGCAGGCCAGGAACUACUGCCAGACCUUCUUCACCGACCUGGUGGCGAUCCAGAACAAGCGAGAGAUUGAGUACCUCAACGAGAGCCUGCCCUUCCAUGGGCGCUACUACUGGAUCGGUAUCCGCAAGCUGGGUGGCACCUGGACCUGGGUGGGUACCAGGAAGGCGCUGACGACGGAGGCAGAGAACUGGGCAGCCGGGGAGCCCAACAACCGCCGCUCCAACCAGGACUGCGUGGAGAUCUACAUCAAGCGGCAGCAGGAGUCGGGCAAGUGGAACGACGAGCCCUGCAACCGGAGGAAAAAGGCACUGUGCUACCGGGCCUCCUGCCAGCCCUUCCCGUGCAGCCAGCGCGGCGAGUGCGUGGAGACCAUCGGGAGCUACCACUGUGAGUGCUACCCCGGCUUCCACGGCCCUGAGUGCGAGGACGUUGUGGAGUGUGCCGAGCUCGAGCCCAAGGGAGUGCGCAUGAACUGCAGCCAUCCCUUCGGAGACUUCAGCUACAACUCCACCUGCACAUUCCAGUGCCAGGAGGGGUUCGAGCGGCGAGGGGCAGGCACGCUGCGGUGCCUGCCUUCCCAGCAGUGGUCAGCAGAGACCCCCACCUGCACAGCUGUCACAUGCCCCCAGCUGGCUGCCCCCGAAAGGGGCCGGGUCGAUUGCUCCCACCCGCAUGGCGCGUUUGCCUUCAGCUCCACGUGUGCCUUCUCCUGCCAGGAGGGGUUUGAGCUGACGGGAGCGCGGAGGCUGCGGUGCACGGCUGGUGGGGUCUGGAUGGGCCCCCCCCUGCGCUGCAAAGCCAUCGCCUGCCCGGUGCUCAGCGCUCCAGACCGAGGAAAGCUGAACUGCUCCCACCUCCACAGGGACUUUGCCUUUGGCUCCACGUGUGCCUUCUCCUGCCAGAUGGGGUUUGUGCUGAUGGGGCCAGAGAGCCGCGAGUGCAUGGCCACAGGGACAUGGACUGGGGAGUCCCCACACUGUGAAGCCAUCGCCUGCCCGGUGCUCAGUGCGCCAGACUGGGGAGAGCUGAACUGCACCCAUCUCCAUGGGGACUUCGCCUUUGGCUCCACGUGUGCCUUCUCCUGCCAGACGGGGUUUGUGCUGAUGGGGUCGGAGAGCCGCGAGUGCACAGCCACAGGGACAUGGACUGGGGAUGCCCCACGCUGUGAAGCCAUCGCCUGCCCAGUGCUCAGUGCGCCAGACCAGGGAGAGCUGAACUGCUCUCACCUCCACGGGGACUUUGCCUUUGGCUCCACAUGUGCCUUCUCCUGCCAGAUGGGGUUUGCACUGACGGGGCCGGAGAGCCGCGAGUGCAUUGCCACGGGGACCUGGACUGGGGAUGCCCCACGCUGUGAAGCCAUCACCUGCCCGGUGCUCAGCGCUCCAGACCGAGGAAAGCUGAACUGCUCCCACCUCCACAGGGACUUUGCCUUUGGCUCCACGUGUGCCUUCUCCUGCCAGAUGGGGUUUGUGCUGAUGGGGCCAGAGAGCCGCGAGUGCAUGGCCACAGGGACAUGGACUGGAGAGUCCCCACACUGUGAAGCCAUCGCCUGCCCGGUGCUCAGUGCUCCAGACCGAGGAAAGCUGAACUGCUCCCACCUCCACAGGGACUUUGCCUUUGGCUCCACGUGUGCCUUCUCCUGCCAGAUGGGGUUUGUGCUGAUGGGGCCAGAGAGCCGCGAGUGCACAGCCACAGGGACAUGGACUGGGGAUGCCCCACGAUGUGAAGCCAUCACCUGCCCAGUGCUCAGUGUGCCAGACUGGGGAGAGCUGAACUGCUCCCACCUCCACGGGGACUUUGCCUUUGGCUCCACAUGUGCCUUCUCCUGCCAGACGGGGUUUGCACUGACGGGGCCGGAGAGCCGCGAGUGCAUCGCUACGGGGACCUGGACUGGGGACACCCCGCGAUGCAAAGCCAUCAGCUGCCCAGUGCUGGACCCCCCCAGCAGAGGCCAGCUGAGCUGCUCUCAUGUGCACGGGAACUUCACGUACAACUCCACAUGCACCUUUUCCUGUGAGGACGGUUUUGUUCGGAUGGGAGCAGAGGUGCUCCAGUGUGCGGCCACGGGGAACUGGACCAGGCAUCCCCCUGUCUGUGCAGAGGACAGUGCCCGCUUCUUAAAGCAAGUCCUGGCUUACAGCAGUGGCACAGCUCUGGUGGCAGCAGGUGUCGUGCUCUCAGGGACACUCAUCGCCCUCCUUGCCAAGCGGCUCAGCGACAGAGAGGAGAAGAAGAAGCUCCUGAACCCCACGAGUGACCUAGGAUCACCGGGCAUCUUCACCAAUGCAGCGUACGAUGCCAACCUGUAAGCCUGGCUGUGACCAAAAUCCACCAUGUCCCCCAGCGCUGCAGGCACAGCAGGAGCUGCUGCCGGGGCCUAGAGGGACUCCACGCCUCUGGCUGCAGUCCAGCCCAACGCCGCCGGGUGGAGACCGC